AUGCCAGGAGGACGGCGCGGGCUCGUCGCGCCGCAGAACACCUUCCUGGAGAACAUCAUCCGGCGCUCCAGCUCGCAGCCGGACAGCAGCUUCCUGCUGGCCAACGCGCAGAUAGUGGACUUCCCCAUCGUCUACUGCAACGAGUCCUUCUGCAAGAUCUCGGGCUACAACCGCGCCGAGGUGAUGCAGAAGUCGUGCCGGUGCACCUUCAUGUACGGCGAGCUGACCGACAAGGAGACUAUCGCGCGUAUCGACGAGUGCCUCGAGAACCAGAUCCACGACCAGUUCGAGAUCCUGCUCUACAAGAAGAACAGCACUCCAAGAGGUAUGUCACACACAACAAGCUGCCGCAUAGCGAGUGAACCUAGCAUAAGGCAAGUAGAAGCAAAACAAGUGAGACUGAUACUCUACAAGUUGCAGAAAACUUCACACAAAAUUUCUAAUAAUUAA
Schistocerca nitens (vagrant locust) is the source of this 450-nucleotide messenger RNA. Its product is annotated as potassium voltage-gated channel protein eag-like. The transcript is spliced from 4 exons. Gene Ontology annotation, cellular component: nucleus. The record is from RefSeq and is a predicted model, not a curated record. Lineage: Eukaryota; Metazoa; Arthropoda; Insecta; Orthoptera; Acrididae. The coding region runs from base 1 to 450 and encodes 149 amino acids.